AUGGCUGCGACGGGGCGGUCGGCAGCGCCGGCGGCCGCCGCGGCCGCGCUCCGCGAGCAGCUCCACGCCGCCAGCCGCAGCUACGGCGGCAGCGCCCGGCUCAGUGGCGACAGGCCGGACCAGGACCUCCUGGAGGUGACUCCAGCCUGCUCCAUUGCGGCUGGACGGGCCACCAACGCUGGCUUUGUGCAAGCUGGACGAGCCACCAGUGAUGGCUUUCUGCAAGGACCGGGGCCGCAGCGGCCCCUGCAGGCGCCCGGCGCCCCGAUCCUGGUGUCUCGCCCCAAAUUGGGCGUCCAGGCGCCCGAGUUGGUUCCCAGGAAUGUUUUCCUGCUCGUUCGCUCGUUUUUCCGUAGCUCAUGGAAAAAGCCCUCACCCUACCGGACCGUGUGCGGCGUCAACGGGCCCCUCGUGGUGCUGGACAACGUCAAGUUCGCCCAGUACGCCGAGAUCGUGAACUUCACGCUGCCCAACGGCACCAGGCGCAGCGGCCAGGUCCUGGAGGUGCUGGGCUCCAAAGCCAUCGUGCAGGUGUUCGAGGGGACGUCUGGGAUCGAUGCCAAGCAGACCUGCUGCGAGUUUACCGGGGACAUCCUCCGGACGCCCGUGUCCGAAGACAUGCUCGGUCGAGUCUUCAACGGCUCGGCGAAGCCCAUCGACGGCGGCCCGCCGGUGAUGGCCGAGGACUUCCUCGACAUCAACGGGCAGCCCAUCAACCCGCACGGCCGCAUCUACCCCGAGGAGAUGAUCCAGACCGGCAUCUCGCCCAUCGACGUGAUGAACAGCAUCGCCCGGGGCCAGAAGAUCCCCAUCUUCUCCGCUGCUGGCCUCCCCCACAACGAGAUUGCUGCUCAGAUCUGCCGGCAAGCUGGCCUGGUGAAGAAGUCCAAGGACGUGAUGGACUACCACCAGGACAACUUUGCCAUCGUCUUCGCUGCCAUGGGGGUGAACAUGGAAACGGCCCGCUUCUUCAAGGCGGACUUCGAGGAGAACGGCUCCAUGGAGAACGUGUGUCUCUUCCUCAACCUGGCGAACGACCCCACGAUCGAGCGCAUCAUCACGCCCCGGCUGGCCCUCACCACCGCUGAGUUCCUGGCCUACCAGUGCGAGAAGCACGUGCUGGUGAUCCUGACGGACAUGAGCUCCUACGCCGAGGCGCUGCGGGAGGUCUCGGCGGCCAGAGAGGAGGUGCCCGGGCGCCGCGGCUUCCCCGGCUACAUGUACACUGACCUGGCCACCAUCUACGAGCGGGCGGGCCGCGUGGAGGGCAGGAGCGGCUCCAUCACGCAGAUCCCCAUCCUGACCAUGCCCAACGACGAUAUCACCCACCCCAUCCCUGACCUGACCGGCUUCAUCACGGAGGGGCAGAUCUACGUGGACCGGCAGCUCCACAACCGCCAGAUCUACCCCCCCAUAAACGUGCUGCCCUCCCUGUCCCGCCUGAUGAAGUCGGCCAUCGGGGAGGGCAUGACCAGGAGCGACCACGGCGACGUCUCCAAUCAGCUGUACGCCUGCUACGCCAUCGGCAAGGACGUGCAGGCGAUGAAGGCGGUGGUGGGCGAGGAGGCGCUCUCGGCCGACGACCUGCUCUACCUGGAGUUCCUGCAGCGGUUCGAGAAGCAGUUCAUCGCGCAGGGCCCCUACGAGAACCGCAGCGUCUUCGAGUCCCUGGACAUCGGCUGGCGGCUGCUGCGCAUCUUCCCCAGGCAGCUGCUGAAGCGCAUCCCCGAGAGCGUCCUGGCCGAGCACUACCCGCGCGAGCUUAAAAUGCAAAAUUUGGCAUUCGAUUCCCCCCUCCGCCCCCCGAGCACCUUUGCAAUGGCCGAGACGGGAAGGGAUUCACGGAGCUUCUCCCCACCCCCCUGCAUCCCCCUGUCCCCCCGGUCAUCCUUUUUCAGCCUCUAA
Rhea pennata is the source of this 1905-nucleotide messenger RNA. It is a transcript of the gene ATP6V1B1, whose product is annotated as ATPase H+ transporting V1 subunit B1. Bases 1 to 1905 code for a protein of 634 amino acids. Gene Ontology annotation, molecular function: proton-transporting ATPase activity, rotational mechanism; ATP binding. Lineage: Eukaryota; Metazoa; Chordata; Aves; Rheiformes; Rheidae. The record is from RefSeq and is a predicted model, not a curated record. Gene Ontology annotation, cellular component: proton-transporting V-type ATPase, V1 domain. Gene Ontology annotation, biological process: vacuolar acidification; proton transmembrane transport; ATP metabolic process. The transcript is spliced from 18 exons.